AUGCCUUUGUCAAGGACCCUUUCAAGAUCCGAUUCUUGCGUUGACAUUGACUUCACAUUGCGCCGUAUAUUUAAAAAGACCUCAUUCAGGCCCUUGCAGCGAGAAGUUAUCGUUGCUGCACUGGAUGGACACGAUGUUUUCAUUCAGGCUGCCACUUCAUUUGGAAAAAGUUUAUGCUUUCAACUGCCUGCAGUGAUCGAUCAAGGGAUAACUAUUGUUAUCUCACCAUUACUUUCAUUAAUGACCGAUCAAGUAAAUGCCUUACAGUCUGCCGGAAUCGUAGCGGGUACCAUUAAUGGAAAUACAGCUUGGCCCGAACGACAACGACUCCUUGCAGACCUUGAAUCUGGCCACCCCCUAACAAGACUUCUAUAUGUGACUCCUGAGUACUGCUCUACAGACAACUUCCGCAAACAUCUUCGAACUGUGCAUGAACAGCGAGAGCUUGCUAGGAUUGCCGUUGAUGAAGCACAUUGUAUUAGCGAAUGGGGCCAUGACUUUAGAAAGUCCUUUAAAAAUCUAUCCUGGUUCCGAGAGACAUUUCCUGAUAUACCUAUUAUUUGUUUAACGGCAACAGCUACGGAUCAAGUACGACAAGAUGUUAUAGGCACUAUGGGUCUCUCGGAAACAAAUUUGAAGGUUUUCAGAAUGACAACGAACCGCGAGAACCUUCAUUAUGAAGUGAGAUUCAAAUCAGAUGAAUCAGACCAUUUCAAUGAUUUCUUACAUUGGCUCAAAGGAGUUCACAGAAAUAGAAUGGAAAACCCAGAACGUCGGGCCGAACUGGAACAGAAGCGCGAACGCGUGGAUAAUGUGUCAGGAAUCAUCUACACUCUUUUUAGACAAGAUUGUGAGAAUCUCGCGUCUAGGUUGAGACAUAGCGGAAUAGGGGCCAGAGCCUACCAUGCCGGGCUCACCCACGAAGAAAAGACCGAAACAUUAAAUCGAUGGAUCAAUAAUGAUAAGGGCUAUGACGUGAUAGUUGCGACAACUGCCUUUGGCAUGGGCAUAGACAAGGAAAACGUACGGUUUGUCAUUCAUUGGCAAAUUCCAAAAUCUUUCGAAGGCUUCUACCAAGAGGCUGGACGAGCCGGAAGGGACGGAAAGGCCAGCAUACAUAUCAUGUAUUACAGCCGCGAAGAUCGUGACCGAGCAUACAACAGAGUCUCUCGAGAUGCCAAAGAAAGAGUCAAUCUAGAAGCUAGGAUUAAUAGCUUGAAAGCUUUGGUUUCAUACUGCGAAGAAACUGAUGAAUGUCGACACAAGCUGAUCUGCAAAUACUUCGGAGAGAACGAAGUGCCCGCUUGUGAUUAUGCUUGUGAUUGGCACAAAGACGUGAAAGCUUUGAAGAGAGCAAAGCUUAAUAAUUUGAUGACCGAAGAAUUUGUGAGCACACAAAGAGAGCAAGGCCGCUUCGACAAUGGAUAUGAUGAGUAUGAUUGA
Messenger RNA from Botrytis byssoidea, 1443 nucleotides. RefSeq lists its product as uncharacterized. Gene Ontology annotation, molecular function: nucleic acid binding; 3'-5' DNA helicase activity; ATP binding. The transcript has 4 exons. Gene Ontology annotation, biological process: double-strand break repair via homologous recombination. Lineage: Eukaryota; Fungi; Ascomycota; Leotiomycetes; Helotiales; Sclerotiniaceae. Gene Ontology annotation, cellular component: cytoplasm; chromosome. The record is from RefSeq and is a predicted model, not a curated record. The coding region runs from base 1 to 1443 and encodes 480 amino acids.